UGAGGCGACUGUUUUGGCAGAGGUAAGCAGGGCGCGUCGCGCAAAGGAAGUUGGUGGGGGUGGGAAACAUCGAGGGGAGACGCCUUUCAAAAUUGGAUUAGGCUGGUAUUUAUGAUUAACAAGUGGUUGCUUGCCAACCAUGCAGAAGUCCUGAUUUGGAAUCAAGGUGCAUGCCUAUGGUGCAGGAAGAGGCGCAGCAAAACUUGCACAUGUAAUCAUAAUGGCUAAGGACUGGAGAACGGAAGGCUUUUGUCUGGUCUUGCCCCGGCCCACUCAUGCGGCCUGCAGCUACAACCACUGACAAUACAAGCUUAGGGAAUAUUACCGGCCUCCUGGGAAAAGGUAAGCAGUGUAACACGCUACACCAGCAGAGCACGUAGCCAGGAACAGACUACAAACGGGAGCGGGCUUGAUCUAAUCGUCGUGAAUAUAACACAACUGCUGGCUUAAUUUUUUUUCUGACGUUGAAAGGACUAACAAAUCGUCGGCAACAUGAUUCGCGACCCGACUAUCGACGGAACGAAGGUAAACUACGUGGUGUUGCCUAGCCAGGAUAAGGACUAAUGGACGCAAACCGACAACAUCAACGUCUCUACCGACGAGGAGAAGACGGCCAUGAGGCUGGACGACUACUCUCGCGAAGUCCUGGCAUGGAAGCAGAAAUACGAGAGACUAGAGGUAACAGUGAUGUCCAAGGACAGCGAGAUAUUCGAACUGAACAGUAGGGUGACUCUGUUCGAGGAAAUCAGGACCGAGAGGGACGAACUGCGAGUCGAACUGGAGAAGAUGCACGUGCAGCUGACGGAGACGCAACGAUCUGAGGCUACCAAUAGGAAGACUUGGGAGGAAGAGCUUGCCGGCAUGAAGAAGAGACUAGCGACGACGGAAGCUGAAAGAAACAAACUAACAGAAGAACUAACAAAGGCUAAUAAAGACCACGAAAGCUGCUACACCAUAAAGAUGGAAUUGGAGACAACUAUCACUGAGUUAACGGCAGAACUCAGCAAGUGGCAGAAGCAUGCGGAUGACCUUCUAGCUAUAAGACUCAAGCUAGAGGAGGACAACGAGAAGUUGACUGCUGACCUCACGAAGGAGAAAAAUGAGAGUAACAGUCUAAGAUCGGAAAGUUCUCAGAAACAAGAAAAGGAUAACCGCAAGGUGGCAGAUCUCGAGGCCCAGCUGGAGACGCUGAGGUCAGAGAAAGAAGUGAUAGUGACGGAAAGAGAUAAGCUGAAGAUGGAGCUUAACGACCUUCGUGGAAAGAUGGGCGAGUUUGAAGCUAACAUAAAAGUGAUGGAGGUUGAGCUGGUGUCCAUCAGGUCUGAGAAAUCGACCUUGGAGAUGACGUUGGUAUCAGAGAGGAAAGAAUGGGAGGCAAGGCUGAAAAUGCUGGAGACGAAAAUCUCAGUCUUGGACAAAGAGAAACAAUCAUUAAAUGACAAGCUGAAAGAGGCCAACAAGGGAAUGGAAAGUCUUAAAACUGAGAGGCAAAAUCUUGAGAUGUCGCUUAAGACGGAAAAAGGUGGCCUAGAGAGCCACGUGGAGGAGCUGCGCAAACAGAUAAAGGUACUUGAGGAUGAGAAGACAAAGCUGACCGAGGAUGUAGCCCAGAACAUAGUAAACAUUGACACGUUGAGGGUACAAGUCACUAGUCUGGAGGAGUCGAACGCUUCAUACAAACAGGAAUGGGAAGCAGACGUUGCGUCGCUGAAGGUCAAGUUGUCAGACCUUGAGAUGGAAAGGAACAAACUUAUCGAAGAACUCACACUGCUUAAAACAGAGUACACAACAUACAAGACUGAACAAGAAACUAUUCGCAGCAGGCUGGAAAGCGAGCUAACAAUGGUUCGGGGAGACUUUGAAAGUCUUAAAGUAGAGAAAGCUACUCUUGAGACGGCCCACUCUUCUGGUCAGACUGAUUUGGAUGAUCUAAGGAGGAAGCUUGCAGAGUUGGAGUCGGAGAGGGACAGACUAGAAAGUGACCUAACAAUGGUUCGGGGAGAUUUUGAAAGUCUUAAAGUAGAGAAAGCUACUCUUGAGACGGCCCACUCUUCUGGCCAGUCCGAUUUGGAUGAUCUAAGGAGGAAGCUUGCAGAGUUGGAGUCGGAGAGGGACAGACUAGAAAGUGACCUAACAAUGGUUCGGGGAGAUUUUGAAAGUCUUCAAGCAGAGAAGGCUACUCUUGAGACGGCCCACUCUUCCGGUCAGUCUGAUUUAGAUGACCUGAGGAGGAAGCUUGCAGAGUUGGAGUCGGAGAAGAGCAAACUGCAAGGAGACCUCACUAACCUACAGGACAGUUACGCAAGCCUGGAAGCUGACAAAGCAGACUUAGAAGGGAAGUAUGCAGACCUGGAAGGAGAAAAGACCCGACUAGAAGGAGAGCUGUCUGAGACCAAGGAUGACAUGGAGAGCCUGCAGUCUGAGAAAGAGAACCUCUUGGACUCUCAGUCCACGGGGCAAUCUCAAAUGGACGACCUGAAGAUGCGUUUGGCUGAGCUGGAAGCAGAGAGAGACCGUCUACAGGCUGAACUCAAUACUCUACAGGGGGAGUUUGAGACGCUGAAAGGUGAGAAGGAUAGCCUGGACACCAGGUUUGCAGAUCUAGAAGCAGAGAGGGAUCGUCUGGAGGGCGAGCUGACAGAGAUCAAAGAAGACUUCAGCAGUUUGAGAAGCGAGAAAGAGAGUCUGGAAACAUCAACUGCGUCAGAACAGGACACGUUCAAGAACGAGGUGGAAGGUCUCAAUACGCAGAUUACCAAUCUUGAGGCCGAGAGAAAUAAGUUCGAAGAAGAGCUUGCAGAACUGAAGGAAAAGUUGGACAGUUUGUCGUUCGAAAAGGAAGAACUGGAGUCAUCUUACAAGACGCACAAAGACGAAAGUGAAGCUGAGAUAGCUGACUUGAAGAACAGGAUUUCCGACCUCGAAGGAGAGAAAGAAGGUCUUGAAGAUGAUCUGAAACAAUCGAAGGAAGACUUUGAGAACCUGCAAAUAGAAAAGGAAGACACAGAGCAAUCAUUGAAUGACGAGAUAAACCAGCUUAAGGCUCAGCUUGAGGACCUCAGGCUGAAGAUAAGCGAACUGGAUGGUGAAAGAGAGCGAUUACAAGUACAGUUGAAGGAUGUUAGAGAGGAAAACGAAACACUGCUUAUCCAGACCGCUACGUACGAAGAUCAGUUACACGAUCACCUUAACCAGUCCCAAGAGGCCGGUAAUGAUAUAGAAAGGCUUGGUGAAGAAAAGUCAUGGUUACAGAGCGAGCUUGAAAAGCUUAGGUCAAAGAACGCCGAACUGGUCGUAGAGAACCGAGAGAUCAGCUCUCGACUCAAAGUGUCAGAGAAAGAGCUCAGUAAAUCUAUCCAGGAAAAAGACGACCUAGCAUCACAGCAAAAAAGGUGGGAGGAUGAAGUUGAACGCCUAAAACGUCUGCUAGAUCAGCUCAAUUUGGAGAUAGAACGAUACCUGUCUGAAAUAGAUAGGCUGAAGACAGUGCAAGACGAGGGGAAGACAAAAGAUGACGAGUUGAGGGCUGCGCUCCAGAAGAUAGAUGAUCUGACUGAUGAGAAUGAUCAACUACAGCGCACCUUGGACACGCAAGCUGAAAAGGAGGCGAGGCUACGGCGUGAGCUGGAAGAUGAGCUGGCACGUGUCAAAGAGCAUCUGGAGAGAGCAAACAAAGACCGUGAGGAACUGGAGGGGAAAGUUAAGGGACUUCGUAAUGAACUUCAAGACAAACUACAAGUCAAGAUGGCGAUGGAAGAGUACCAAGCAAAGAACAAGGAUCUCCAGGCUGAGAUUGACAGGCUCAAGAAGGAUCUUGAGGAGGCGAAGCGCCGCCAGACAGAGCUGAGGCAGAAACUGCAAGUCACAACAACACAGCUGGAGGGCCAGGGAGAGGCAUCGAAAGAGCUGAACGACGAGAAGCUAAAAGUGCAGAACUUGAUGGCUGAAAUAGAGAGGAUGAAGCGGGACCUAAAGACAGCAGAUGCUCUUCGAGAGGAACAGGAAGGCAAGAUAUUGGCCUUACAAGAGGAACUCGAUGCCGCCAAGGAUAAACACCUAGAGUAUGAGAGAGAAAUAGACAGGCUAAAGGAGUUGGAAGACGAACUGCAUACCGUUAAAAUGACUUUGGAGGAAACUCUCACGAUCCGAAGGGAACUGGAGGUGUCUCUGGAAGCUACUCGACAGGAGAUCCACAUCACCAAGAUGGAAAUCACACAGAAGGAGGAGGCGGCCAACACAUUGAAGAGGUCGAUGGCGGCUGAUAAGGACCGGCUGCAGUCGGAUCUUGACAAUAUGCGGCAGGAGGGAGACGAGAUGAGAGACGAACUGGACAAACUGAGAAGGGAACUGGAAAACGCAAACAGGCUGAGGGAAGAGGCAGAGCAAAAGCUGGCUGAUGGCGCUCAGGAGCUGGACGACCUGAAGGGGCAACUGGAAACGUUUGAAGGGAAUAAUGAGAGAGCGGACGAGCUGGAGUCUGAAAUAGAUCGCAUGAAGAGGGACCUGCACCUGAAUUCAACUCUGAAGAUCGAACUGGAGCAGAAAUCGAGCGAGUUGGAGAUGCGCAUACAGUCCCUGAUCGAGGAACUGGACGAGAGCAGGAGGAAGGAAAAGGAAGCCAUGAAGAAAUACCAGCUAGAAUCCAACAGAUGCCUUGAGUUGGAGGAGGAGGUUGUGCGAGUGAAAAAGGAGGUUCGAAUCGAGUUGGAGUCCAGAAUCAUCCAACUCAAAGAGGAGCUGGAAAACAAACUAAGAUGCGAGAGAGAGCACCAGGAACAGCUUGAUAUUUCAAGACGAGAUAUUGAUCUCGAGUUGAACAAACUCAGAAUGCAACUGCAAGCUGCACAGAAGGAGAAUGAUCAGAUGAAUGCUACCAUUCAGCAGCAGGUGACACAAAUACAAGCGGCUGAAACGACUAAGGCAUCAUCUGGCCAACAGCAACAGGAUCUUCAGGACGAGUUGGAUCGCCUCAGACAGCAACUGAACGAUGCGAACACAGCUGUCCUGAACCUGAACGGCCAGUUGGAGAGCGCGAAGGACGAAGUUGACGGAAAGAACAACGAUCUGCUAUUGAAACUCCAACAAAUGGAGCUGAAAGGUGACGAAGAUGAUAAGGAAAGGAAGGAUCUACAGAAUGAGAUUGACCGUCUGAAAAAGGAACUAGCGGACGCCAACAAUAAGAACAUGGAACUUUCAUACCAGCUGGGUGCAGCAAAGGAUGAUUUAGAACGAAAGACCCAGGAAAUGACCACCAUGAUAACAACUAUGAAGGAAACCGUGAUAGUGCAGCCGCAGGACAACUCAGAUCUCCUGUCAGCCUUGGGCGACCUGAAGAAGCAGUAUGCAGACCUUGCAAACAAAAAGGACGACGACAAGGACGAUUGGUACAAAGAUAAGUUUGAUGAUCUCACUAAGCAACUACAAAAGGCAAACGACGCACUGCUGGCGGCUAAAGAAGAGAUCUUGAAUCUGAACAAACAGCUUGGAGAUUCUGAUGAUGAGGUCGAAGCUCUUAGGAAGCUGCUGAAGGAGCUGGAAGGUCAGCUGGCGGAGAAAGAAAAGGAGGCAACAACUGGGGCUGAUCAAGCUGAGAAGGAUCUGGAAGAGCUGGAGACCAAGCUGGUCCAGGCGGAGGAAGAUGCCGCCGAUCAGAUCAUGGAGCUGGCGCUGAAGAACAUGGAGCUUCUGAACGCGAAGAUGGACGCGGACAGAGAUAACUGGAUCUACAAGGACCUCCUGGCAGAUGAGAACGGAAAACUGAUAUUGGAGCCGAUCUCCCCAUGGACCUUCAUGCAGACAGUCAUCCCAGAGAUACAGAUUGAGGAGAUCACCAUCAUCUCCGAGGAAGCGGUGGAGAUGACGGAAAUCAAGGAGGUCAAGAAGGGAGAGGAAAUCAUCAAGAUCAAGGAGGGGGAGAAGGUCAUGGUCAAGGUCAUCGAAGAGGCAGGAGAGAAGGUCAAGAUAACGCAGAUUAUCGACGCAGCUGGAGCGCUAGUAUUGGAGAUCAGAGAGGAACUGCACAUGAAGACGACUGAGCCGGGCUACCUUGGCUACAAGAUGAUUGAAGUGGAAGAGCGGUCUGAUGUCUUCAAGAGUACCCUGGAGAAGUUCAUCUUCUACCUUAUCAACCGUCAAGACGGGCAGGCGUUGGGCGUGGUGUCUGGGGAGGGAGUCACGGAGUCAGAGAUAGCGAUCAGGUCUAAGGCUGACGGGAAAGAGCAGCUAUGGUCCUUCACGAACGGCAUGAUCAUCAACCGGCUGAACAACUUGGCCUUGGACGUGCCGGGAGCAAACGCUAAGGAUGGCGUCAAGGUGGUGGCCACCCAGCCCGUACCUGGGAAGAAGAGUCAGCAGUGGGUGCUCCAUGGAGACGGGUUCAUCCGCACAGCUCUACAGGACAGCCUGGUCCUGGACAACAGUGACGGCACCCUCGCCCUGAAGUCCAAGAUUCCCAACGCCGCCGAGGCCAAGGUUCAGGAGUGGGACCUGGUCAUCCUGGGAGACACAGCCGAGUUCAACAGACAACUCAAGAUCUCCGAGGAGAUGAUCAUGGAAAUGUCCAGGUCUUAGGAUAGACCUCGUUACUGUCUUAAGACGUCCUUCCAUAUAACUUAAUUAAGAACAUAAUUGAUGAGUAAUGUCACUAAUUGUGGUGCUUAUGGGGCAAUAUUUAAACCUCAAACUUUUGAAGAGCUAUUGACCCAUGAAAGUGGCUUAUCAUAUAUCGAGUCGAGCCAUUAACUUAUAAAGUACUCAGUAUCUAUCCAAAGCUUUUAUACUACAUUUAAUGCGGAGUUGACACUUGAAUAAGUCUAUUUAUUUAUUUGUUGGGAGAUGAGCUGUAUUUUAUGUAUGUGUGGUAUAGCAGGGGAAUUGUUCUACUAAGCCUACGAUAGAUUUCAUGUGUACAAGAUAUGCUCUCGAUCUGCUUUAAUAUAGUUGUUAUG
Molecule: messenger RNA, 6947 nt
Organism: Branchiostoma belcheri (Belcher's lancelet)
Lineage: Eukaryota; Metazoa; Chordata; Leptocardii; Amphioxiformes; Branchiostomatidae
Product: myosin-2 heavy chain-like
Exons: 32
Coding region: 616-6570 (1984 amino acids)
Biological process (GO): intermediate filament organization
Cellular component (GO): cytoplasm; intermediate filament
Molecular function (GO): structural constituent of cytoskeleton
Source: RefSeq, a predicted model, not a curated record